Morchella sextelata is the source of this 1620-nucleotide messenger RNA. RefSeq lists its product as uncharacterized. Bases 1 to 1620 code for a protein of 539 amino acids. Gene Ontology annotation, molecular function: protein serine/threonine phosphatase activity. The record is from RefSeq and is a predicted model, not a curated record. The transcript has 4 exons. Lineage: Eukaryota; Fungi; Ascomycota; Pezizomycetes; Pezizales; Morchellaceae. Gene Ontology annotation, cellular component: cytoplasm; nucleus.
AUGGGCCAGCAGCCUUCAAAACGUUCCGGUGACAAAGGAAACCAGUCGUCGAGCUCCUCUGCCCCAGAUGGAAGCACUUUACCGAUCUCAAAGUCGGAUACCAUGGGAUCGACCAGAUCUAUCCGAGGAUCCAUUCGCAAUAAGAUUUCAUCUAACAAGGACAAAGAUAGUAGCCCUACGAAUUCGUCAGCGGUCAUCCCCUCCCCAAUCGACAAGUCAGAUGCAGCAUCUAUAAAAUCCUCUACUAGUGGGCGUUCGCGCAGGGAGUCACGAGGCUCUAACGGCAACCUUCCAUCUCCAGUACUUACAAAUGGUGUCAAGCCAGUUCCUGGAUCAGAGCCAUCCACAACAGCUACCACCCCGUACGAUUCAACAAACGAUCUGGUACCACCCCCAUCUCCCAUCCAUGGAUCCGUAGGAAAAGGACACCAGUCAGCUGGAAAUAAAGAAGUGGACCAUGUAUCUGAUGUGCCCCCCGGGGCCGGUUCUAUGCAGCCGCCACAUUCACAGAAACCCACUGAAUCCAUCUUGAUCAAGCGAGAGAAUGCACCCAACCCAGUAACCCGAGCAAACGGUUCUGCCGAAGAUGCAGCUACCGGUGCGGCAGAUCAUAUGCAGAUGUCAGCACUAAAAUCUAUAGAUCUCGACGAUAUGAUCACACGACUUCUUGACGCAGGUUACGCAGGCAAGGUCACCAAGGCUGUGUGCCUCAAGAAUGCGGAAAUUAUUGCUAUUUGUCACGCUGCAAGAGAAAUAUUCCUUUCGCAGCCAGCACUGGUGGAAUUGAGCCCACCUGUGAAAAUCGUGGGAGAUGUGCAUGGCCAGUACACGGACCUAAUUCGUAUGUUUGAGAUGUGUGGAUUUCCACCAAACUCAAACUAUCUCUUUUUGGGUGAUUACGUCGAUCGUGGCAAACAGAGUCUUGAGACGAUUCUACUGCUUCUUUGUUACAAGUUGAAGUUUCCCGAGAACUUCUUUUUGUUGCGAGGGAACCACGAAUGUGCAAACGUUACACGAGUAUACGGAUUUUACGAUGAGUGCAAACGUAGAUGCAAUAUCAAAAUCUGGAAAACAUUCGUCGAUACUUUUAAUUGCCUCCCAAUAGCAUCUAUUGUUGCAGGCAAAAUAUUCUGCGUUCACGGUGGCCUUUCGCCUUCCCUCCAACACAUGGACGACAUUCGGCAAAUUGCUCGGCCGACUGAUGUGCCGGACUUUGGUCUAUUGAACGAUCUUCUUUGGAGUGACCCGGCGGAUAUGUUAAACGAUUGGGCAGACAAUGAGCGAGGGGUUAGCUACUGCUUUGGAAAGAAAGUUAUUUUGGAUUUUCUUGCGAGGCACGACUUCGACCUAGUGUGUAGAGCGCACAUGGUUGUUGAAGACGGUUAUGAGUUUUUUAACGAAAGGACAUUGGUCACUGUGUUUUCGGCACCAAACUAUUGUGGAGAAUUCGAUAACUGGGGUGCUGUCAUGUCGGUAUCUGGCGAGUUGCUGUGUAGCUUUGAACUGCUCAAACCGUUGGACUCGGCAGCUUUGAAACAACAAAUGAAAAAAGGAAGAAGUCAGAGAAACUCCAUGAUGCACCAGAGCCCGCCUGCAAGCAUGGCUGCUCAAAGCUUCUAA